UAAUCAUAAUUUUUACGUAAUAGAUUAUUAUUAUUACUAUUAAUAUUUUUCAAAUUAGAAAUCAGUGUUUCGCACCCGUUUUCGAUUACGUCAAUAAUCAUUCUCCUAGAACAACAAUAAUAAUUAAUAAUUAUGAUUAUUUGCAACAUUAUCAAUAUACUUUGACAUUACUACUGUACUCACACGUACUUAUUACGUCGGAAACAUGAACUGGGUUAUCCUCGAACGCCGUCGUUGACAAUUUGACAUUCCGACUCUGCUGUAUUCGGCAGUCUCGUUGUAGCUGUUACGGGUGUGUAUUGCUGCCUGCCGUUGGCCAGGACACGUAUUCAACGAUUGCAUUGUUUGUAGCAAAUGCGAUUUGCCAUCCCGCGUUUCUGUAUGAUGUCCGUUCGGUUCCUUUUCGUUCAACGUCAACGCAGAACAGCGUAAGUGAGAGCAUCCUGUGCGCAACACUUAAUUCGGCUAUCUCGAAACCGACCGCCACCGACUCGUGUGUCGACUUCUCAGGUGUUUCUCUGUCAACGUUUUGAGACGCCGGACUGUUGGGAGAAGAUAAUCUGUAGCACACGUUCGUCAUGGACAAUGCUAAUAAGAGGUCGCUGGAUGAUGACAACGUAUGUCAUGGUAACGACACAAAGAAAUCAAAAGUUACUAAUUGUCCACUAUCGACAACUUCGAAUUCAAAAUCAGCAAAGGAAAUUGUUGGUUUUGAAAAUCUCUGCGACGAUGUUAUCAUGCAUAUAUUCAAGUAUCUUUCUCAUAACAAUCUUGCUAAUAUGUCAUUUGUAUGUUCUACUUUAUCUAGAAUCAGCAGUGAUUGGACUCUUUGGAAAAAAGUUUGGUUUGAUCCGUUUGAUAAGUCUAUGGAAGAUGUUUAUUUGACCUAUUUAAAAGAUUGUACUACUCAAGUGUGUAUAAAAGGCAAUGACAUACCAACUUAUGAUACAUCAGUUUCACACAAGUUUUUAAUACAAUUAGAAACAAAAUGCCCUGAACUAACACAUUUAAGUUUCAGCAAUCAAAAAUUUGAUUCCAAUGAAAUAACAGUAAAAAUUUUGCAUCGCAAACUCAAGUCACUAACUAUUGAAAAAACAGUUGUUGAAAACAUUACAGACCUCACCUCAUAUUUAUGUGGUUUAAAUAUCACUUGUCCAGAUCUUGAGGAAAUUAAAAUGACAUUUAAUGACUGGUUUCUUCCUCACUGCUUAUAUGCAUUAGCCAAAUUGGAGAAAUUAACUCAUUUAAGUCUUCAAGGUUGCAAUCAAUUUAGAGAUUGUAUUCCAUAUGCCAGUAUUACUGCCAUAACUGGAUUCAAAGCUUUACGGACUUUAGAUUUACGAUUGACACCAAUAAGUGAUCAUGAACUCGUAUGUUUUCAAAGAUUAAAAAAUCUAAAACAUGUUCUUUUGGAAAGUCCUGAUUAUGUUAAUCAUGAAGGAGAUGCUACAAUUACUGAUAUAGGUGUAUCAGGAUUUUGUUUCAGUAGUUAUGAUUUUAAUUAUCCAUACAUUCAAAUUAUGAUUGAUAGAGAUGGUGAAGUGAACUUGAGAAGAGUUCAUGACAGAAAUGAUCUAUCCGACAAAUGCAAAAUAGAAAACCUGUAUGUGCGUAACUAUCCUAGAGUAACUGAUUCAUUUUUGAAGUCUGCAGCCAAAACAUGUCCAUUCAUAAAAUGUUUAGAUGUUACUGGUACUUCUUGUACAUUAGAUGAAAUUGAAAGAUAUAAAGCAAAAAGACCUAAUACUAAGAUUGUGUGUUAAGUAUGCGGAGAAGACUGAAAAAUGAUAAAUAUGUUAUAUGAAGUAAUGUGUUAAGCCGCAAGAGGUGUUAGAGUAAGCUCAAAGGGUAGAAAGUUGUACCAAAAAUAGCUAUUACUUAUUUUAUUCUUUUUCUUUUUCUAUUUUGGCAUAUUUAUAACUUAUGUAUAUUUAAUUAACCAUUUACAUUUGUAUUUAUUACAUAAUACAUUUAUAUUAGUUGUCUAGUUUUAAAGUAAAGCGGAUUUACUAAUGAUUCACAUAUAUAUUUGUUCCUUCUUUUUUUUUUAU
This is a messenger RNA of Sipha flava (yellow sugarcane aphid), 2051 nucleotides long. RefSeq lists its product as uncharacterized. The record is from RefSeq and is a predicted model, not a curated record. The coding region runs from base 579 to 1763 and encodes 394 amino acids. The transcript is spliced from 6 exons. Gene Ontology annotation, molecular function: protein binding. Lineage: Eukaryota; Metazoa; Arthropoda; Insecta; Hemiptera; Aphididae.